This is a messenger RNA of Dipodomys spectabilis (banner-tailed kangaroo rat), 3050 nucleotides long. It is a transcript of the gene Clrn3, whose product is annotated as clarin 3. Lineage: Eukaryota; Metazoa; Chordata; Mammalia; Rodentia; Heteromyidae. The transcript has 3 exons. Bases 40 to 720 code for a protein of 226 amino acids. The record is from RefSeq and is a predicted model, not a curated record.
AAAGGAGCUUCACACAAAGGAACGUCUUUUCCUGAGAAAAUGCCCACGACGCAGAAAACGCUGAUGUUCUUGGGCAGCUUUGUCACCAGCCUGGGGGCGGUUGUGGUGAUCUGCUCAAUCCUGGCGACCCAAGCAUGGAUCACCAGCACCAUUGCCUUCUCCGACUCCAUCUCCAACGGGAGCCUGACCGUCACCUACGGGCUCUUCCGUGGCAGGAGUGUUCAAGAACUGGAUCAUGGGCUUAAAGAACUAGACAAAAACUUUGACGUUUUAGGGGUACUGAGCGACUCUUCACCCAAAACGCUGCACGCGGUGACCAUCUUGUUCCUCAUCCUCAGUCUGGCGACAUCACUGCUCAGCUCGCUGUUCACCCUCUACAACAGCGUCAGCAACCCCUACCAGACAUUCCUGGGCCCCGUGGGGGUGUACACCUGGAACGGCCUCAGUGCAUCCUUCGUUUUCCUGACCAUGAUCCUGUUUGUGGGGAACACAGACUCCAAUCAUCUUUCUGAGGAAUUGUCCCAGAGGCUUUAUCCAGCCAUGAUACUUGGUGGGACCGCCCACACGUAUGGAUAUUCAUUUUGGCUCAUAUUCCUUGUCAUGCUUCUAAAUAUAGUCACCGUGGUCAUCAUUGUAUUUUACCAGAAGGCUCGAUACAAGCAGAAGCAAGAGCAGAGGAAGCCAAUGGAAUAUGCUCCCAGGGAUGGCAUUUUAUUCUAAUCCUACCUCCUGCCGCUCUGCCGCGGAUCUGUUCUGCUCCAGGAGCAGAUGCCAGUUCACGUCUUUGGACAAUCAGUGUGGGAAAAUGACUGUCAUUUGUAAUAGUUGGGUUUUGUUCUUUAAUGUUGUGGUAUGUGCUCUUCCUAGAUGUUCUUUGUACCUGUCUUCACAGAUGUCCCCUUGGAGAGGGAAUCCCACGGGGGGAGGUGAAUGGGAAGGUCGCUAGGCUAGGCAGUGUUCCAAGAGGGACUCAUUAGGGGCCCGUGGACCAUUCUGAACUCUCCCUAUUUAAAAUAAAAAGGGUUUGUGUUCUUCCCCCUUCCUUUGACUAGCUCCAAGUGCUCCUCCCUGUGAUCCUAUUGUCCACUGGAGUGACCAGCCAUCUUUAUUCUACUUGUUGAACACAGGCCUCUGGGAACAGAGGGAUUCAGAACUUGUCUUCACAGGCCGGCGAUGGGAGCAAAACGUAGUAACACAGGAGGAACUGACCUGCCUCUCUGGGUUCUCAGUCGCUGUCAUGUAACUCAAAACUGGUAGCAGCUCAACGAGUUGAGAGGUGGCCCUCAAAUCUAUUUUUAUGGUUCCAAGUGUGUCUUUUGGAAGGAAGAGGUUAGACGUGAGAGGACUGGGGAACAAUACAAAUUACAGCUCCAUGGGCUCUCUAUUAAAGAGCACGCUACUACACUUUUGGUUUAAGUGGAUUCCGAUGAAUGCAGUCAAAAUGGAAAUAGAACAUUUCAGCACAGUGUAGCAAACACCCACCAACCAACCCUCAGCUUAGUUACUGCAGUGUAGAUGAAAGGGCAGUAGCCCGGAGGGAGCAUGGAACCUGUCAGCAGAUUCCAGCCUGGCCGGAGGCCAAGGAAGAAAUGGCUGUGAUCAUCGUGGCUUGCUGACAUUCAUCACCCGAGUGAGAGCCCGGCACACGUGAACUUGGGCAUUGGGAAGUUCUCCAAGAACAGGUUGGAUGAAACAGAUUCACAGUUUUUUCUGAGAAGGCGGCUACACAACCAGGAACGCAGGGAAAAAAAACACAAAACCACCAACAUGUAGUCUGUGUAUUUGCCAGAAGAUCACUCUGAGAAUCCUUGGGGUUCGACUCUUCUGUGAGUUAGCUGGGUUGGUUCCGGACAUUGGCAGGAUGGGGAAGUAAUCAUCUUUCAAUCUUUCAUGACUCGGUGGGACCAGGGCCCAAACAAACAGAUUCCCUGGUGCCAUUGGCAGCACGGCUACUCUUUCAGCGUGGACUGGACCAUUCCUGAAGUUCUCAGGACAGAUAACUUUAUCACUAGUUAUUUUCCAAUAAUCUGUCUUAGAAUUUUGCUCUGGGCGGGGGAGGGGGAGUCCGUGAUGUGGCUAGCACUGUGCGAACCUGAAUGUUUGCAUUCCUAGACUUGACUGUCAACAGAGAAGGCAGACGUCCAACACGCAAUUACUCAAGUCCAAUUAAAGUGAAGAUUUGGGGUUGUGGUGUAGCUCUGUAACAAAGCCUUGGCCUGGCACGUAUGAGGCCUUGAGUUACAUCCUCAGCACUCAAACCGAGCAGAAGAACAAAACUAAUGAGCACAGUCCCUUGGUUACCACAUCUAAAAGUCCUACCAAUUCAGGGUCACUCAAAAACUUACACAAGUUAGAACAUAUAUUCCAAAAAUCUGGUAACCAGCAGUCAACCUUUGCUAAGUUUGUUGUGUUCACAGCCAUUUGUACUCUUUGAAGGUCUGGGUGGGGGUCAGAUUUUGAGAGCUUGGACAGGUGAUGAGGAGAAAUCCACGUGUCUACUCAUCCCAGCAUCUGGGCAGAGCUGGUUUCCUGAGGAGCAAACUGGCCACGAUGACCUCCAAGGAAGGAACCACUGGAAACAAGGGAACCAGCGAAAUGGAGCUCUGUUUUGCAAAUCAGGAGAUGGAGGGAAUGUCUUCAUCCCUGUGCUUUACUGUAGGAGUCAAUAAAGUUGCCUGUGUGCUUAGAAGAAAGCUUGGUAAGCAAGGACUGAGCUCUUUGUAGAGUUUGAAGUGGUGAAGGGAUUUUCCCCACCAGGAGACAGCUCAUCCCAUGGCGUACAAAUAGAAAUAUGUGCACAGUGCCCACCCUUGCCAGGUGCCAGUAGCAGCCAGCCCAGCUCCUGCAGGCCUCUCCCACUGGCAUCCCAUCAGCAGCGCUGGACCCCCUCACUGGGUGGGCUUGAGGGGGGAGGGGGCAGUCCCCGUACUGCUCAAAGACUGCCCAUGUGGAGCAUCUUCCUGUACGUUCCGUCAUUCAGAUGCUUCUGUGCUGAUGUGUCACAUCUUUUAUUGCCUGUGUUUUCCAAUAAAAAGUGGUUUGCUUGUGGA